AUGCGGGAAAAUGUCAUGCUGCGGACUUUGGACCUCCGUGGCAACAACAUCCGCGCCGAUGGUCUUGUAGUCCUGGCGCAUGGGCUUCGCACAGGUGUGCUUCAAGUGGAAUCAGAUUGGCAGCUGCCUGCCUGCAUACGAGAUGCCGAGCAACUUUGGGGCGGUUUGCAUGGUUGCACGGCACUUAUGGGCUACCAGAAAAGUCAGGAAGCUUUCCAUGUCUCCAUGUUAUGGAACAACAAGAUCGGCGCAGACUGCGGUCACUUCCUGGGCGACAUGCUGCGGGAAAACAGCACCUUGACACACUUGGACCUCAGCUGGAAUGACCUGGGAGUUGAGGGUGGCAAGGCCUUGUUGGAUGGCCUUCAGGCCAACCACACCCUGAUCGAUUGCCAGCUCAGCGGAAAUCGCCUGGCUGAGGACACCCUGCAUGCCAUUGCCUUCAUUCUCAGACGCAAUCGGCAGACGGCACCCAUGGGCGAGCGCCUUCAGGCAAGAGCGCGCGAUGUCUCCCUCUCAGGACCCCAGGUCGCCAUCGCCGAUGUCGCCGAUGUCGCCACAGGCCCCCACGACGCCCGCCUCGCCAGGAUUUGGCGGCACGACGCCUGCCUCGCCUGGCUUCGGGACUACUGUGGGCGUUCGCUGAACAUGACCAUUGCCUCGGAGGGUGGUCCGAUGAGCCCCAAGGAAGGGCCCCCAACCACAAGCCUGCCGCCGCUGACGCCCGCCAAGGUGAGAACUUGGGAAGAACACCACGCCGGCGGAACCGGCGUGGCACAGACGAGCUCGACGUUCCAGAACCAGGGCUCGUACAACAAUUCGUUUGGCCAAGACAGACUGGAGCCAGGUACAGAAGAGCUUGCUCGAAGCAACAGGCCGUAUGUGCAUACGGAGUCCUGGGCCGCAGCACCAGCCAAGCAGGCGCCGUGGUCAACUGGAGCUCAGUGGACCGAAUGGCGCCCUCGAUCUCCAAGGAGAGUGUCUCCGAGACGUCGUGGCAAAGGCAGUGGUGGGUACGACCAACAGCCCAACAAGGGCAAGGGAAAGGAGAAGUCGGAGAAGCAGGAGCGCAAACCACUUGCGUCAGCAGCCAGUGCAGAGACAUUGACUGUAAGAACAAUGCCAAAGGCCCCCGCCGUACCCCAGAUGGCGACCAAGAACCAGGACGGCAAGGAGACUGCUCCUGCCACGUCGGCGGCCGCUACACCUGCGACAGCUUCUUCGACAGCAGACGAUGGCGCCAACAAGCAACUACAAGCACUAAUGCAAGCGCUGCAAGGAUGGGAUUCCCUUCCUCCUGCAGUGAAAGACAUGAUGGAGUCAGCGCAGCAAGAGAACAACAAGAAGGUGUCGGCCUCUUUGCACAAGAAAGUGACGGAGCAGGCGCGUGCACGAAAAGACCUUGUGGAGCUAAGGCGACAACGAGGCGAGUAUUUGGCUGGAUGGUCGCAGUAUUUGCAGGACUUGCUGCAGACACUCCAGAAGCAGUUUGGGGAACGCAACAACACGUUGGAGCAGCUUUACAACCAGGAGGGCAACCUAAUGCAAGCGUUGCAGGCUGCCAGUAUGGAAGUCAAGCGCUUGAGCACCCUGCAGCAGAAAGUGGACCCUGGCGACGUCGUGCAUGUGGACUCGCCAGAAGAAGGCAUGAGCGAUGCCGAAGCAGAUGUGUCACAGGCAGCGGAGAUCGACGCGAAGAGGCGGCAUCAGAUGCAGGCCUUGAAGCAAGAAGACCUCUCCCUCCACCAGCUCUUGGAACAGGCCUUGGAAACAACGGCCAAGCAGGCGGCGGCGUAUGGAGAACCAGUCACUCCGAGAAGCCGUCCGGCCAAGCGAGCUGCAAGAGAAGGCGGAGGGGAGACUGCUGGCACGGAGGAGGCCAAGGCCAAACCUCCGGAGCCGCCUUUUACGAAGGCUGACUUUGUCGACGGAUGGCAUGCAGCUUUCAUUGCGGUUCAAAUGACUUUCGAGCUCAACAUCGCUUACGCUUUUGCUGCCAGCCAUUCCUUUCAUCGGGAUCCGAGGAUACUUGAGAAUGAUGAAAUGGAUGGCGAUGUACAUUUCGACGACGACUCAUGGGCCGUAAAGGCAAUUGCCUCCUUUAGAAACGAGUUGAACAACCUUCGUGAGGUGCAAGCAGAGGUGCAAGCAGAGGUGUCAGGACUCUCCACGCCACAGAUGCUAGAGGUGUCAAGUUCCAACGCGGCCAGCGUGGCAACACUCUCCACACCGCAAGAGGCAGCUAAGGUCCCAGGCUAUCUGGCCAGCCGGUCAGCAGGACUCACCGUGCCGCAGGUUCCAACCGACCCCAGUGCGGACAGCGUGUCAAGGGGACUUCUUGUCACUGCGCAGGCGCCAGCCAAGGUUUCAGGUCACCAUCCGGCUAGCCGGUCGGCAGGCCCCUCCACACUGCAGGUGCCAGGAGAGGUGUCAGCUUUCACUGCGGAUAGCCGGUCGCGUCAGGACUCUCCACGCCGCAAGUAUCAGCAGAGGUCUCAGUCUUCCGGCCAGCCGGUCGGCAGGACGAUCCGCUCUGCAACCAGCAGAGGACUCCUCGUGCCCAAUUCGCAAGCAGAGGUCUCAGGUCUCAACCCGGCCAGCAUGUCCCAGCAAGCAGAGGUCUCAGGCAGCAGGUCCACGCCGCAGUUGCAAGCAGAGGUCUCAGGACUCUCCGCGUCGCAAGUGUCAGCAGAGGUCUCAGUCUCCAUCUGGCCAGCCAGUCGGCAGGAGCCUGCGCCCCGCAACCAGCAGAGGUUGGAAGGGCUCUUCACGCCGCAAAUCCAAGCAAAGGUCUCAGAUCUCAGUCCGACUAACAGGUCGGCAGGACUCUUCGCGCCCAAGGGGGAAGCAGAGGUCUCAGGUCUCCAUUCCACCAGCAAGUCGGCAGGACUCUUCGCGCCGCAGUUCAGCCAGUCAACAGACCUCUCAACGGAGCAAGCAGUGAGCCAUGGGGCAGAGUCCUCAAACAUGGCAGCUGUUAUAUCCCUUGAGCAAGCGAUACCUGACGAAGUCUGUGAAGCUCGAAUCAAGUGCGACUUAUGCCCAAAUUCCAUUGCCCAGUUGCUUGAAGAUUUCACGCCCGAUCAAUGGCAACUACAGCUACCAGAUGGCAUGCAACUACAUGAAAGCGUAGCGCCCUGGCUCGAACAUGAAGUUGACUGGCGUCCUUGCCCAUGCCAGCAAACGCUCCACUUGUUCGUUGAUGGCACCUCCUGGCCUGAUGCCAAGCACCCGCCUGCGUGGGCAGUCCUUGCUUUCUGGGAAGGAACCACCAAAAAGCACUGGGCUGGCUAUCUUGCUGACAUCUUGUGGGGGCCUGACCAUUCCAAAUUCCUUGGGUUCGACCACCCCCAGGCUCUCGAGGCAGAAUGUGUCGCCAUGUUCAUAGCACAAGCCAUGAUCUUGGCUGCGAAACCAUCCAGCGCUGUCAUCCACUAUGACUGCAAAGUCGCGGCCAGGACAGCUGAGGGCAGAUGGCGGUUGCAAGGUAAGCUAGGAGAAGCCAAUGUCCCACGAGCCAUGCAUGCCCUUCGUGCUGUUGCGGCUGAGGUUGGUGUCCCUAUAUGCUUCCAACACGAGCGGUCACACACCGGCAUUGGUGGCAAUGAGAUGGCUGACUCACUUGUCAAGCACGUGUCCAAGUUCCCACGAGCAGCCACUGAGGCACCAGGAGAGCCAGUUGCAUUUGCCAUCAGGCAUCACAUGUUCGCUUGGUUGUGGGUGGUCGCUAAUGAUGCCAAAGUGGCUGACAUGCCCUAUGAGUCGCCCGUGCAAGUCAUAGGUGAAAGCUCCAACGUCAUGAAGGAGGCUCUGGCGACACCUGCCGCCCUGGCAAUGCAGACAGCGUCAGCCGCCAAGGAAGUCAUUCAGCUCGAGUGGCGGCUCAUCACAUAUAACUCCUUGUCCAUGCAACGUGUCGAACAAAGACAAUGCCUUGCUAGCCACCUGUCAAAGCAGCGCUGCCCUGUGGCUGGCUUUCAGGAAACAAGGGAGACGUGUGACGUCAUGAGGCACUUUCAGGGCUUUAAAAUUUUCGCUUCAAUGCCUAUUGCAGGACAGGGUGGAUGCCAAUUGUGGUUUUCCACUUCCGCCAUUGCCAACGCAGAAAGCGGGCCAGUCACAUGGGAUGCAAGGGGGUUCUCUGUCACGCAUAGCUCGCCCCGUUGUCUUGUUGUGACCGCCAGCUGUGCAGGAGCCAGGUUCGCGUUUGUCUGCGCACAUGCCCGCACCUCAGCCGAAAAGCCAGACACAAUUCAUGAGUGGUGGCAGUGGUUAGCAGGCAUAGUAAAUGCCAUCCCGCGAGGCAGGCAGGUGGUGCUCUUAAUUGACGCCAACGCUCGAUUUGAUGCUGGCGUGGAAGGCAGCAUGAAACCCCGAAACCUCAAUGCUGAGCAUUUUGCGCAUUUCUUGCGACGGUUCGAGCUUGCCGCAACUGGGGUGUUAAAUAGCGCGGGGCAACCCAUAGUCACGUGGACGAGUCCAGCAGGCAAGCCUGCUUGCUUGGACUUUGUGGCAGUGCCACAGUCAUGGCGGCCUUUCCUCUCUGUGCAUCAUGAUGUCCCGCAUUUCCUUGAUUUGCAUUCAGGGUUUGAUCAUCACCCGCUGCAUGCCGACCUCAAAGUUUGCCUUGAGCUUGAAGUCGUAAAGAGGCGCCGCGUGAUCGAUAGAGCUUUCUUGGCAUCGGACGAAGGGCACCAAUGCGCAAAACAAAUCUUUCAAAGCCUCCCUGCUGUGCCUUGGGAAUGUGAUGUUGAUGUUCAUUUAAGUGUCAUAAAUGCGCAUCUUACACAGGCGUCGGAUAUGCUGCCAGCAAAGCUGCCCGGGCCACGCAAGCCUGGCAUGUCACCUGACGCCUGGCUGUUAGUUAGGGCACGCCAUCAAUAUAGACACAUCGCUAGACGAGCCAGGGCCAUGACACAAAGGAUCUGGCUACAUGCUGUGUUCAAAGCAUGGCGGCGGCCGUGCUAUCGUGCCAAUGUGUGUAGGCCUCUUGCCGGAUUGUACGCUCUGCAGGCCAGAUGCUGCGUUAGUGUUAGAAGACUGGGUCAAAAGUUGCGAAAAGUCACAAGGAAAGAUGAAGCUCAAUUGACAAGGAAGGCCAUGAAAGAUGCCAAAAGUGAGGGUCCUGAGGCGCUGGCAUCGCACAUGCGCGCCGUUCUUCGGUCCGGUAGACGGUACAAGGCCCUGCAGCCCAAUCCCGUUUUGCUCACAGGAGAUUCUCUCCUGACUGAACCGGAAGAAGUCUUGGACCGCCUGCAACAGCAUUUUGCGCAGUUUGAACGUGGGGAAAUUGGCUCGCUCGAGCAAUGCAGGUCACGGGAAGCCCCGAGGCCCCAAGUUGUGCCCAUCGAAGAGAUACCGACUUUGCAUGCGUUGACCGAAAGCUUUUCGCAGCUUAAAUCUGGCAAGGCGCCAGGCCUAACAGGCCUUGUAGCCGAGCUAUACCGCGCAGCUCCAGCUGAGGCAGCCAGGACACACUGGCCGUUGCUUGCCAAGACGUGUGCUCGCGGGCGCGGGCCACUUUUAUGGAAAGGCGGCAUCGCGCGCGCCAUUCCCAAACCCCAUAAGUGCUUGGGAGAGGUCACCGGGUGGAGAAACAUCCUUUUACAAGAACCGGCUGGCAAAGCGGUGGCCAGAGUGCUUCGCGAACCUCUGGAGAAGGCUUUUCGCGCGCAAGCGCGGGAAGGUACUGGAGGUGGCAUCAAGGCGCGCCCGAUGGAGCUGUCCAGUUUGAUGGUCCGGCUUCACUUUAGCCGAGCCAAAGCAGCCGGACGUUCGGCUGCUGUGCUCUUCGUUGACGGGCAACAGGCCUUCUACUCCACGUUGCGAGAGUAUCUGUGGGGUAGUCUGCAGCAAGAAGGGGGCCUUGAGCAGGCUGUCCAGCGGCUGUUGGAUGGCAUCCAUGUGGACUCACAGAUAUGUGAUAGAGCUAAACAGUUGCUAUCCCAGCCGGGGCGAUUGGUUGAACUGGGCGUUUCGUCCAGUUUGAACUAUAUUUUUCAGGCACAGCUGACUGGUACAUGGUACUGCAUGAACCCACAGGCCCAGCAGGUUGUGCAGUCCUUUACGGGAACGGGACCUGGCUCACCGCUGGCCGACAUCCUGUUUCAGGUCGUUUUCGACAUAAGUCUGCGCUCCCUUGAACAAAGCUUGCGGGAGGCCGGCAUGCUGCAGUCACCUCUCACGAACGGAGGGGAUAUGCCUUCGCAGUCUUGGUGCCCAUGUUACAUCCCGACAUGGGUUGACGACCUCGCAAUUCUCAUUGACGCCGACGCGCCAACAGAGCUAAUGCAUCGGCUUGAUGCUGCCACUCGCGCGGCGCAUGUGGCACUUGGGCUUGCCGGAAUAGCAGUCAACCACUCCCCAAGAAAGACUGAGGCUGUCCUUGCAAUGCGCGGAAAAGGGUCGCAAGAGGCUCGGCGUCAGGCUUGGGUGAGAGAAGCAGGUGUACACGAGGUAGAGGUUGCAGGACGCACGAUCCGGUUGGUGUUGGCCAGUAGCUACCUUCAUUUGGGCACGACAGUGUGUGCGUCUUCCACAGAUGCUCCAGAUUUGCGAAGUCGCGGUGAGACCGCGUGGGCUAAAUUCCUUCCCGUGCGCAGGCGGGUCCUCACCAACCCUGAGUUAAGCAUUUCCGAACGCGUGCAAGUUGUUGAUUCGCUCGUACUCAACAGCCUCAUGCACGGGGCCGGAGUUUGGACGCUAGCUACCAGCAACGAGCGUGAAAUGCUGCAUGCGGCUUACAUGCGCAUUAUGCGCGGUUGCAUGAAACCAUUGUUGGGCGCCAGUGUCGUGGGUUUGACGGACCAGGACGUGUGCUCGGCCCUGUGCGUUCUGAACCCGGAAGAGAACCUGUGGCUGCAUCGGGCACGACUCCUCAUGCAGUUGGUUCGGUCUGACUGCUAUGGCUUGUGGUUUGUUUCCGAGGCGGAAAGCUUCUGGCUCCACCAGGCUGGGCAGGCCUUGUACCGAGUAUGCUACCCGCUGCUAGGUCAGCCGGCGACCAAUGUGGAAUGCGUGCGCGAGUUUCGGCCUUGUAGACAUUGGAUGCAGCAAGCCAAGCAGCAUGCAGCAGCGCUGACGUCUGCGGUGCAAAGCUUCAGGGCGCGGAUUCUUCGUGCGCGGCAGACAGCUUGCAGGGCAGUUCGCAGGAGAAUCUUCAUAGCCAGAAGUCAGUUGCAGGAUGGAAUUGUUGCCAUCCGCAUCCCAACUGGCCUGCGGUUGCUUCGGCUGCCGUGGGUACAGCGUGCCAAUGCUGCUGCGUUGAGUUUUGGUCCACCAGACGCCUUAGGCAACACUUACGCCAACAGCCGUCGUGUGGCGUCUGCUAUGCUGAGGCGGACCUUGGAUGUGAGGCGCCGCAUCCUGAUGUCGAUGAUGGCUGGCGCCCGCCGAGUACGGUUGCUGGACCACGUCCAUGGUGGGCUACUCUCCAGCCUACUGCCCGGUCUUCCGACCCUGAAGCUGCUCCAGAGAGAGCAGAACCACAGCAACGUCGAGGACGCGCGCUUCUUCGGCGAGGUGGCCGAGUACAUCGACCUUCUGCAGCUCGAUGUGGCGCGGAACAAGAAGUACCGCAUGGACGCGGAGGAGUGGGAACGCACAGGAUUCAUGGAAAGGGAGAUGCGCUACGCGCAAGAGAUGCGAGAGCUAGAGAACCUUCUGGCAAGGGCAAAAGCGGAGAAGGAUUCCUUGGCAGUCGGGCAAGCUGAGGCAACCGGCUUCUUCCAGCAGAGCAUUCCAGGUCACAGCCAUGCAGCGUUGCCUCAGAGCAGUGCCUUCCUGCAGCUGAGGUUCGGCUACCCUCCCAAGCUCUCCACCACGCGCUAUACCGGAAUCCAUUGUCAUCCGGGCCGACCUUGGGGGUACCCCAACCCCACGAAGCGUCAAGGAAAAGUGCGCCGUCUUCCGAACGUCCAACUGAAGCGCUGCGACUUUAGAGUCUCCGCCUCCAGCGAUGGGCAGUUCUACUUGCGGACUCCCUUUCCACCCCGGAUCAACCGCACCCUGGACUGCGAGGCGCCUGGCAAGGCCAAGAAGAACCCGUGGCCCACGACCGUGCACAAGGACUACAAGCUCAAGUGGAAGAACAUUGAGUAUGUCUAUGUGCCACAGCUGAUGCGGAAGCCCUUUGGAGGCCCCCACCAGCGUUGGGCCGGACCGGUGACACGAAUCGAGCACCUCCAGAAUGGAAAGAUGAAGUCCGAACUUGUAACGCACGACGAUGAGAUCCUUCACGACGCAGACUACGUGCAGCACGAAAUCGACAAAGUUCGUGCUGAGAAGUCCAAGACGGUCGACGACCGCAACAAGAUGGAGGAGAUCGCCAGGGCCACGGCGGAUCGGCUCCGUGCCGACAUCCGCGAUGCACUGACGACAAAGGCGGACCUGGAGACCCAGAUCUACAAGACAAAGAGGCGACAGCAGGAGCAGGAAGAGGAGAACGCUCGACUGAGGACCACUUUCUCGCUGUGGCUCCCCAACCUCGGUCCUUAG
Messenger RNA from Symbiodinium natans, 8496 nucleotides. The record is from the annotation of a GenBank genome assembly. Lineage: Eukaryota; Dinophyceae; Suessiales; Symbiodiniaceae.